Hymenoscyphus albidus is the source of this 2574-nucleotide messenger RNA. The record is from the annotation of a GenBank genome assembly. Lineage: Eukaryota; Fungi; Ascomycota; Leotiomycetes; Helotiales; Helotiaceae.
CAAACCCCCAACAAUUGUGCAACCUCUCUCAAUGCUCAACCACCACAACACCAAACCGCCAUAGUGGAGUCAGAAUGGCGUCGCAUCAACUCGCCAUUGCAAAGGCAUCUUUUUCCGCUGGCCUUCUGCGACCUGAUCCUGUCUCGUUGUCGGGCGACGAUAUUGCACGCUUCCACACGCUAUUGAAUACGGCCAUCACAAGAUGCUCCGCACAAAACGUCCAGGUUUGAAUCAAACACUCUUAAGGUUCUAUCAACGCGAUGGCUAAAUGGUCCUUGAGGAUAGAAUUGCAAGCAUUGGAUACUUGAUUAUGUUGUCCCAUCUACAACCAGGUCAACGGCGCUGGGGAAAUAUCUGACAGCCUUAGGAAAUUCCUUCGCCGCAUCGACGCGCAAGGAUUCAGCAGCUGAGCGCGACCCUUCUGUGAAGAGGAAGCGACUCCAUUUACUCUAUAUCAUCAACGACCUCUUAUAUCAUGCGAAAUACAGAUCAAGCGACGCCUCGAUUUGCAGCAAGGUACAACCCAUCUUGGUCGAUUUGUUUGGGGGCGCAGCAUCCUUUAAAGCCUGUCCCAAACACCAGAAGAAGCUAUUGGACCUUUUACAGAUAUGGGAAGAUAAGGGAUAUUACUCGAGGGAUUAUAUCACAAAACUCCGAGAAGCUGUGAAGAAUGGCUCGGAGCUGGGAGAUGAUGCCCAGGCUGGAGCAACCACAUCAAUUGCAGUAGAUCAGGCUUCCACUACCAAGCUUGCCAAAAGUGCGCCAUAUAUUAUGCCGGCUAUGCAUGGAGACCCAUCGACACCUUGGUACGACCUGCCAGCUGGAAAUCUCAUGCCACUUAUUGAGCCAAAUUCAACACGUCCGAUCAAUCCUGAUAUGAUAAGACCUAUGCAGUUUGUCGCUGGGCCGGCAAGUGAGGAAUUGGUAACGGCAGUAAAGGCUCUCUUGGAAGAUGUGCAUGUAAUUUAUGGGACGGAGUUGGAGGGGGAUGAGAAAGCAUCUUGGGAUAUUGACGAACUCGGUCAACCAAUAGUGCUGGAUGAGAUUACAGGUGACAUAUUAGAAGGUGAAGGAUAUUACGGAUGGUCUCGAGGAUUCUGUGAAAAGAUGAAGCGACGAAAGAAGGGACUGGAUAAGCCAGAUCGAGGAAGAGAUCGUCGCAGCCGGAGCAGAAGCUCGAGUCGAGGGAGAAAGAGACCUCAUAGCGACUCGGAUUCAAGUCCCGAAGGACCAAGGUCUAGACAACGCCGAAGAUCCUACACCUCUUCCCGAUCGGCUUCUUCUGCGUCUGGACGACAUGGCGAUUCUCGGACUCGUACAAGAGACAGAUCAUAUUCCCCACCAAGUGCUAGACGUCCAGAUUCUCACUCAAGGGACCAACAGCAGUAUACCGGUACUGGAAAUCCACCCAGACCACCGCCCAUCAUGAACCAACCUCCGCCUCCUCCGCCUCCAAUGCCAUUUCAACAAGGAUUUAAUCCAAAUUUUCCCCCACCACCGCCGCCACCUCACUUCAAUAAUGGACCUGUUCCUCCGCCUCCAUAUGGCUGGGCUCCUCCACCACCGCCACCUAUGAACUUCAAUCAACAGAAUCAAUGGCCUGUACCACCACCUCCACCCCCUCCAGGAAAUCCCCCGAUGAACUUCCAACACCAGGCUCCUUUCCCUCCGCCGCCUAAUGCGCCCGGUAUUUAUCCUGGUGGGAACUGGCAAGGUGGAGAUGGGAGAGGAUAUCAGAAUCCGAAUCCAAACAAUCAUCAUAAUCACGGUCAUCAUAAUGGUUGGAAUAAUGGACAUCAGCAGCAUCAACAUCGGGGAGGCGGGAAUAGAGGGAAUUACCGUGGUGGGGGGAGGGGAUGGAAUUGAGUUGCUCUGAUUAGGUGAGGGGUUGGUAAGAGUGCUUUUUACCCGGGAGGCGAUACAGGUACGACGAUGUGAUGGAAGGAAAUUGAGAUCUUUAGUUGCAUGAUCUUGGAGACGUACCUUGAGCUACGGAUAGGUCGUGAGAUGUUGAUCUUUCUUCCUAGAUUCCAUGAACUGGGAGUUGGUCUGUGUACUGUGUUGUACGAUUAUACAAGGAAUACCCUCAUCCUCAUGAAUGAACGAAUGAAUGAAUGAAUGGAGAGUGAGAUGUUUUCCCCCUGAACCUCUUCUUUUGGAUGCUGUGAUGGGCAGGGCGUCCAAUGGAGGUGGGAUGUAUAAGAGGUGCAGGUCUACCCCCACGUGUUAUACUCCUUGCCCCGCGUUCGAGGGGGCGUUAGAGGGAUGGCUUUGGGAGGUGGAUGCGUAGGUAUGUUUUUUGGUUCCGUAUUGAAUGGGCUGUUUGAUGUUUCCGAUUUCAUUUUUUUUGGCUUACCGGUUGGGUGUAAGUGGUUUUGGAGAGUGGGGAGAGAGAGUGGGGAGAGGUGGGAGGGCUUGUACAGUUGUACAAUACCUGACGUAUUUGAGGUUUCCGGGGGUGGAGAGUAGAAUAGGUACUAUAGCUGAUUCGAAGUGAAGAGAGAGAGAGAGAGAGACGGACUCGGGAUCUUCGGGUUGGGUUGGGUGGUUGCUGGUGGGGUUUAUGCCGUAGGG